AGGCAGGUGGACAAAGCAAGACAGAUGGACAGGGAGGUGUGUGGUUGCAGGGAGGCAUCAGGACAUGAGAAGGUCACGGAGGCAGCAGUGGGAGGGAGGGGCAGGGACUCGGAGCAGGGAGGCAUUAGCACCCCUAAAGAGGAGGCAGCCAGGGCUGAGGGAAGGGUCUGGGCAUGGGCGCGAUGAGUCUGAAGGCUACCCUUUGUAGAUAAUAAAUGUGCACAAUAUACCCAUGACCGAGGGGUUGAGAAGUCGCCAAGGAAAGAGGCAGAACCCCAGCGGAAGCCCCUCGAGGAAUUUGCUGAUGAGGACACUCGGGGUCCAACAGAGUGGGCACAGCCAGCGUGGUGCAGAAGGGAGCACAGGGCUGGAGAAAAGUCCCUCAGGAAAGCAUCAAUUCCCACUCCCCAGCCAGCACAACCCCACAGCGAUCCCCAACAGCCAGAGCCUUCCUGCACCUGAGUCUCCACCAGAGGCAGGGCUGAGUCAGCUCUGCCCCAGGGACUUUCACUCCUUGGCCUCUCUGGCUGUGGGCCCCGAGGCCUCACUGUCCCCAGUCCAUCCACGCCUCUGUCCCGCACACUAGCUGUCCCCUUCCUGCCAUCCACACCUCUGUCCCGCACACUGCAAUAAGGAGCAAAGCAAAGUCCCAGGGCCCGAGCCAUGCACGGCAAGGGUGGGGGCCUUUGGGCUGAGGCCAUUGUCUCCAUCACACAGACGGUGAUCUAGAACCUACCAUCCCAAAGAGAACAUUCUAGAGCUCAGGGACCCCUCCCCAAUUCUCGAAGCCCCCGAGGAGAGAGGAGAGAGAGGGAGAGGGCUUCCUCUCCAUGUUCCUUUUCUGGAACUCCCUGGCACCGAGGCCGGUGUGACGGGACUGCCUCUGAAAAGUCCCAGUCCAUAGGCUGUUCUGGGCACCGCUCCUGGACCAGACAGGUGAGAGCCCCUCCAGAGCGGCCCCAUCCCCGCCCAGGGCACAGUCUUAUCCAGGAAGUUGCCCACCUUUCCCACCACUCUUGGCCAAGCACACCCAGGGUCUUCUGAGCAGGAGGAACCAGCCCAGACCCCCUUAGAUUCAUGGCGGGUGGUCCGUGAGUGCUGAAAGUGACAGCAUCCGUGGCCUUGUAAGUGAGGGUGGAUGAUCCUACUGCUGGCGGUCGGUGUGGCAGAGCCAACUCACUGCUCUCAAAUCCAGGCCCCAACUCGAGAUCCCACUGAGGAGGCUACAGCCUGCAGUUCUGCCCAUCGCAGGGGGUGGGGGGGUAAAGGCAGGGAUGGGGGUGGCGGGCUCAGGCCUCCCAGCACCUGGUCACUCUCCCAUCCAUGGACAGAGCCGGUCAUGGCCGAGGAGGUAUGGGUGGGCACCUGGAGACCCCAUCGCCCCCGGGGGCCCAUCAUGGCCCUCUACAGCAGCCCUGGACCCAAGUACCUGAUUCCACCCACCACGGGCUUUGUCAAGCACACGCCCACCAAGCUGCGUGCACCAGCCUACAGCUUCCGAGGGGCCCCCAUGCUCCUGGCAGAGAACUGCUCCCCAGGGCCCCGCUACAGCGUGAACCCCAAGAUACUGAGGACUGGCAAAGACCUCAGCCCCGCCUACUCCAUCCUGGGGCGCUACAGCACUAAGGCCACACUGACCCCCGGCCCUGGCGACUACUUCCCAGAGAAAUCUACCAAGCACGUGUUCGAUGCAGCACCCAGCCACUCCAUUUCCGCCCGAACCAAGACCUUCCGAGUGGACAGCACCCCAGGCCCCGCUGCCUACAUGCUGCCCAUGGUGAUGGGGCCCCACACUGUCGGCAAGGUCUCCCAGCCCUCCUUCUCCAUCAAGGGCCGCAGCAAGCUGGGCAGCUUCAGCGAUGACCUGCACAAGACCCCAGGUCCUGCAGCCUACCGUCAGACCGAUGUCCAGGUGACUAAAUUCAAGGCUCCACAGUACACCAUGGCUGCGCGGGUGGAGCCCCCAGGCGACAAGACCCUCAAGCCAGGACCAGGAGCCCACAGCCCUGAAAAGGUGACCGUGACCAAGCCCUGCGCCCCCAUCGUCACCUUUGGCAUCAAACAUUCUGACUACAUGACACCCCUGGUCGUGGAUGUGGAAUAGUCCCGGCCCCGCUCCACCAGUCACCCUGAGCCUCUGCAUGUCAUGUUCCCCCAACAGCAGAUUCCCGGGGCUGAGGGCUCUGGGUGCCUCCUCCACCAGCUGGGCUGCAGCUGGCCUGGCCCUGCAGGGCAGAGCACACUUGUUUGGACAGUUGUGACCAGUUAUUUUUUCUAUGCUACCUUCCCUUUUGCUAAACUUGUUUCCUGCUGAGCCUGGAUAUGUAAUAAAAUCUGAUUCCAUUAGUAAUGGGUGUCUCUUGGGGGAUCACCAAGAUUUUCCAGAAAGGGGCCCCCAUAGGCUACCACCGACCCGUGUCCGGCCCCUCCUAGCUUCCAGGGCCUGGGUUCUGACAAGAGUGGAGGGCUCAGGAGCCUCAGACACUGCCCUUAGGAUUCUGCCUUGAGCCCUGCCCUCUACGUGGCUCUAUCUGUCCCCUCCCAUGUGAUGUCCAGUGUGGCUCUCUCUCCCCUGCUGAGAGUCCCUCCCCUGGAAUCUAGAACAGCGUCUGGGACCAUCCCAAAUGGAGAUGCAACGUGACUCGUGAGGCCAGGCCAUGCGACACACACAGAGCUCCCACCUGGGUACCCCCUUCUCUUUGCUCACCUUCACACCAGGAACCAUGUCGUGAGGAAGCUGAACACAUGAUAAGACAGUGAACAUGGCUGGGCCCCCAGCUCACCCCAGCGGUGACCUGCAGAUCUGUCACUGAGCCUUCACGUGAUGGCAGCACCAGCCUCUCACCUCUGAGAGGAAGCCUUAACAUCAUAAAGCAGAGACAACUGUCCCCACUGAGCCUGUCUCAAACUCCAGCAGCGACCAUGAGACAUAAAUCACUGCUGCAGGGGUUCCUGCCAUGCCUCAACGGUUAACAAACCCGACUAGCAUCCAAGAGGAUGCAAGUUCCAUCUCUGGCCUCGCUCCGUGGAUUAAGGAUCCGG
This is a messenger RNA of Sus scrofa (pig), 3042 nucleotides long. The record is from RefSeq and is a predicted model, not a curated record. NCBI's taxonomy places the organism in Eukaryota, Metazoa, Chordata, Mammalia, Artiodactyla, Suidae.